AUGAGGAUCGUAGUUUAUAUACUGUUUGUGCCCUCUCUCAUGGUUUUCAUAGCCGCGGACACAUCAUCCAUUUCACAUACACAGUCCCUCACUUAUGGAGAUACCAUAGUUUCUUACCCACAAGGAACCUUUGAGCUUGGCUUCUUCAAUCUUGGAAAACCCAACAAAACCUACCUAGGGAUCCGCUACAAGAAUAUCCCACUUCGAAACGUUGUUUGGGUUGCAAACGUUGGCAAACCAAUCAAUGAUUCCUCAGCCAUCUUGAAACUAAACAGUUCUGGCAAUUUGGUUUUAACACACAACAACAUAGUGGUUUGGUCCACAGAUUCUCCAAAAGCAGCACAGAAUCCAGUGGCUGAACUCUUGGAUUCUGGCAAUCUUGUGAUAAGAGAUGAGAAUUCAACAAAAUCAAAUCAAGAGGAAUAUCUGUGGCAAAGCUUUGAUUACCCUUCUGAUACAAUGUUGCCAGGAAUGAAGAUUGGAUGGGACCUCAAAAGAAAUCGCAACAGAAACCUAAUAUCAUGGAAGAGUAAUGAUGAUCCAACCCCAGGAGACUUAUCUUGGGGUAUUGCAGUUCACCCCUAUCCUGAGAUCAUUACAAUGAAAGGAACAAAAAAGUACCAGAGAGUUGGACCAUGGAAUGGAUUGCGCUUCAGUGGCAUGCCAGAAAUGUCGCCUAAUCCAAUUUACCACUACGAGUUUUUCUCCAACAAGGAAGAGGUUUAUUACACAUGGACCCUUCAGCAGUCCAGUUUGAUAACAAGAGCAGUACUAAACCAAACCACUCUACAACGUAUUCAUUAUAUAUGGUCAGAUAUUGAUGCAUCAUGGGUAAUAUAUUCAGCUUUGCCAGCUGACGAAUGUGACUAUUAUGGGGUUUGUGGAGCCAAUUCAUAUUGCAGAACUUCUGCUUCACCCAUGUGUGAAUGUUUGCAAGGGUUCAAUCCCAAGUCUCCUGAAAAAUGGAACUCAAAGGACUGGUCCCAAGGAUGUGUCCUUAAACAACCACAAAGUUGCAAAGGUAACUACACGGAUGAGUUUGACAAAUAUGAAGGCAUGAAAGUACCAGAAACUACACAUACUUGGCUGGAUGAGAAUAUUGAUUUAGCUGAAUGUAAAUCCAAAUGCUUGAAAAAUUGCUCUUGCAUGGCUUAUACUAAUUCGAACAUAAGUGGAGAAGGAAGUGGUUGUGUCCUUUGGUUUGGCGAACUAUUUGACAUAGUCAUGCUUCCAACUGGCGGGCAAGAUCUAUAUAUCCGAAUACCUGCUUCGGAGUUAGGUAAAGACUAUUACAACCAUGAAGAGAAACAUGGGCGCAACAAAAUGGUGAUGAUUAUAAUUGCUACCACAAUUGCUGUAGCUGGUGCGAUACUGUUAUUCAGCAUUUUUGUCAUAUACAGAGUCCGAAGGAACAUUGCUGGUAAAUUAUUCACCCAUGUAUUAUCAGUCCUUAAAAUUAAUCAUGCUAUUCUUUUAUAUAUAUAUAUAUCUCUCGAAAUUGAAAUUUGAAAUACUUCAAUGUAAAAGAAAGCACUAGCA
Messenger RNA from Cajanus cajan (pigeon pea), 1539 nucleotides. NCBI's taxonomy places the organism in Eukaryota, Viridiplantae, Streptophyta, Magnoliopsida, Fabales, Fabaceae. The record is from RefSeq and is a predicted model, not a curated record.